This is a messenger RNA of Manduca sexta (tobacco hornworm), 760 nucleotides long. Its product is annotated as molybdopterin synthase catalytic subunit-like. The transcript has 4 exons. The coding region runs from base 16 to 633 and encodes 205 amino acids. Lineage: Eukaryota; Metazoa; Arthropoda; Insecta; Lepidoptera; Sphingidae. The record is from RefSeq and is a predicted model, not a curated record.
GUUUUUACUACUGUCAUGCUAUUCGCUCCAGUCAGUAUGUACAAACAUAAGCCCACCAUCGCCUCCCAAGCCCGAGCCGGUAGUCGACAAAACCUCGUUCAAAUCAACGUAUCCAGCGAGGAACUACAACAGCGCAUACAGAACUUCAUCGAGAGAAAGAGACAGCAAGUGAACAUCAGUAAUAUACACGACUUCAUACCGGGGGAAGGGGAGAGCGAGACGGAAGAUACGGAGACGUGCGCAAGAGUUAGAGCGCAGUUUGUGAAACGGAAUGAUUCGAAAGGACAUUUAAAAAUCCGUAAGGUUCACAAUGAGUGGGGACCCCAAACAGCCGCACCAGCCCCUCUAUCCGACUCGGAGGACCACUCGGGUUUGCCACCGUCUAUCGCUGAGCGUGUGGUCACCAUCGAAAAGUACCUGAAUAUAACACCCGUGUCGAAGGAUGUAUUCAAACGUCUGAAAGAUAUGGAGGACAAAAUGACAUUUUUGCAGUCUGUUUCCCCGGAGUAUGCAAAUUUUUGGAAAACAAGAAAGACCGACGACGACGCGAAUUCCGAAAAUCUUGUGGAUUAUGCUUUCUCCGCAGACGACAUAGCGAAGAAAAUCGAACAAUUGGAAAAGGUUCACAUGUGAACACAAACUAAUUAACAUUUAUAAACUAUUUUUCAGAAAUAUCAGUAGCAAAAUGUAAUCAGUUUUACAAAUUGUAGUUGCAAAUAGAUCAUUUCAUACAGUUCAAAGGGUGGAAGUAAAUUGUGAA